AUGGCGGACCAGCUUACAUCCGGCGGUUCGAAGGACCCAGCGAGCUUUCUGUCAUCCAUCAUCGGCGUUCCUGUCACUGUCAAGCUCAACUCAGGUGUCGUAUACAAAGGCGAGCUUCAAUCGGUCGACGGAUACAUGAACAUUGCGCUCGAGAAGUGCCAGGAGUUCGUCCACGGAAAGUUGAGGAGAACAUAUGGAGACGCUUUUGUUCGAGGGAACAACGUACUGUACAUAUCCAGCGAAUAG
Molecule: messenger RNA, 246 nt
Organism: Cyphellophora attinorum
Lineage: Eukaryota; Fungi; Ascomycota; Eurotiomycetes; Chaetothyriales; Cyphellophoraceae
Product: U6 snRNA-associated Sm-like protein LSm6
Exons: 2
Coding region: 1-246 (81 amino acids)
Biological process (GO): mRNA splicing, via spliceosome; maturation of SSU-rRNA
Cellular component (GO): sno(s)RNA-containing ribonucleoprotein complex; P-body; nucleolus
Molecular function (GO): RNA binding
Source: RefSeq, a predicted model, not a curated record